UAUGCUCUGGGCCAGAGCUCUACAUUGUGCCAAACACUCCCACCUCUGCGCUGUGUCUGGAUACUUCUGCUGAACAAAAACAGCUUUUAGAAGAGACUGCACUUCAUUCCACGCAGUCAUCAUCAGGCAUUAUGCACUAGUGUUUUGGCUACAGUGAAGAGCCAAUGUUGUCAUUAUGAGCUGGUCCUAAAUGUGGCUUGAGAAAUGAAGGGUGGGUCCAAAGGUUCUAAAAUAUCUUAGAAUAAAUGAGUACACAAAACAACUAUUAUCAACAAAAUAGAACCUUUGUGGAAGUCUACAUCAGUUCAGCGCUGCUCUCCUGACAACAGCCUCCUGCUUCCUGCUCAGCUCCAUUCCCUCCUCUUCGUGGGUGAAGUGAAAUCCAUCGACGUGCUGGUGAGACUGGCAUCUCCACUAUGUGUGAUUUGGAUGUGUCCUCUGAACCCACUAGUCCCAUCCUAUAUGCUGAGUCUUCGGACAAGUACUACCAUGUGGACCGCUGGCAGAAGCUCCGCACCGCCGUCCGCAAACUGGAGUUUUGGGAAAACUUUACCACUGAGCUAAUUGGAAGUGGCUUCUUCUCCAAAGUUUAUAAGGUGAUUCACAGGACCAGUCAGAAAGUGAUGGUGGUGAAGAUCUACAAAAAUGAUGUGGACCAAGACAGCAUUGUAAGAGAGAUCAGCCUACUGCAGAAGCUCUCCCACCCCAAUAUCGUCAGAUAUCUAGGAAUCUGUGUCAAGGGAGACAAACUCUAUCCAAUUUUAGAGUAUGUAAAUGGUGGCUGUCUGGAGGAGCUUCUGGCCAGGAAAGACAUUCCCCUGUCCUGGAGAGAGAAGGUGGACCUGGCUUGUGAUAUAAGCAGAGGAAUGAUCUACCUGCACUACAAGAACAUUUACCACAGAGACCUCAACUCAAAAAACUGUCUCAUCCGGGUGACGUCACGGGGUCGGGAGGCCUUGGUAACUGACUUCGGCCUGGCCAGGGAAGUGGUGGAGCUGCCAGUCAAAGACCCUGGUAGGAAGCUGUCUUUGGUGGGCUCGGCCUUUUGGAUGGCCCCCGAGAUGCUCCGAGGAGAACCUUAUGACCGCAAGGUGGAUGUUUUCUCAUUUGGAAUUGUGCUCUGUGAAAUCCUUGCCAGGAUUCCUGCUGACCCGGAGCUAUUACCCAGAACACAGGACUAUGGACUGGAUGUGAAUGCAUUUAGUGAGCUAGUGACUGACUGUCCUCAGCGUCUCCUGGAUUUAACAGCCAAAUGUUGUAUGGUGGAGUCCUUCAAACGGCCUGCCUUCAUAGAGCUGCUGGAUGAGUUGGGAGAAAUCGAUGAAAAUCUGGAGCCACCAGUAAAGUCUGAAGUGACCACAAGCUGAAUCUUCUGUCUUGAAUGCCACAUAUCCAACAACAGGACGGGAGUGUGUGGCAUCGCUCACCUGCACUGCACAGUUCAUACCCAUAACAAAACCUUAACCUAACUUAAUCUUAACUGAGGUGGUGCAAAUGUAUACUAGUUGUGUUUGGACAAGGAUAUGGAAACUUUCCUGACUUCUCAUGGACACUUUGUGUACAGAUGAACAGUAGUUUGAAUUUACAGCAUAGACUGUUUUUUUUUUCUGCGUGUCUUACUGACUGUAAGGUCUUGUCCGCUCUUCAUUCUUUACUUUCUUCUGCUCUUUGCUUUAAAUUUGUGAGCAUUAACUCCAAUUUGUUUUAUGCCUCUUGUAUCUGCUUGCAUUCCCCUUAUGAUUUUGCAGGCUUGGCUUUUGAUUCAUUGCUUUGCCAAGAGGAAACCCACUGAGCAAGAUUGGUCCUCGUACAGAAUUGUUCUAUACUGGCACAAAUAGGUCACCAAACAUCAACGUGUAUGAUGGGAAACUAAACAGUUUCAGAAAUCUGAGCAUAUAUGCAGGGGUGCGCAUAGCUGGUACAUAGGUACACAUGCGUGACAAAAAUCAUGUGUAAUGUCUCUUGUGUUACUAUCUGAGAAUGUGGUGUUAAUAACAUGAUGGUCAAGCACGCAGUGACAUUACGCAUUCCUGAUUUUUGUCGCGCAUGCGUACCAGUUAUGUGCACCCCUGCAUAUAUGGAUACACAUAACAAAUCAUACAAAGAAGCAGGUGAAGAUAUUUGAAUUUGUCCUGUAGAAUUUGAGGACUAGAGAAAGAAGAGAAAGGGCACACGUCCACAUAGUAUUUACAGCUGAGAAGUGCAGUUAGUGCAAUGGAGAGUGCUGGGAUGAAGUGUUUCUACAGUGAGAGAAAUAAAACGCUACAGCUUAGUUUUUAAAUCUGUUAUAUAGGCGGCUAACUUAAUGCUAUGUUAAUUUGGUCGACUACACAAAACAAGAAACUUACAACUGAGAUGAUAAAAGGGUGAUAGGGUGAUCAAAGCACAACACUCACCAACAACACCGACCAGUGUCCAUGUGAUCUGCCCACACAAAUGGGCUUUUCUGUCUGAUAAAGCUCAACUGUUGGUUACCAGGCCUGAAACAGUGAUGCUUCCAGCAUCUUUUUGAAAAGUUCAGGUAUGUUCAACUCUUAACUGAUGUUGGGUGCAGUGCUUUUUUUCAUGCUGCCACAUUCACUCUCUCCUCAGUGGGAAUAACUGGAUAAUAUGAUGCCGUUGUCUGGACACAGGCCCAAACAGAAGUCGACAUUUUUUCUUAAAUAACACUGACAACCUCUAACAUAUUCAGCUUUUCAGCAACUGGAAUAUUUUAUUCAGUUGUUUAGUAGUAAUGGUUGAGUUGCAUUAAUUGAUGAAUGAAAUACAAAUGUGAUAAAAUAAAAAAGAACUUUCACAACAGAAGUUCACAACAGAAUUUUCACAAUAUGUUGGAUUGGGUCCAGCCCCCCGCAGCCUUCUAAAAGAUUAGUGGAUAAAGCUAAUGGAUGGAGAGAAACAUGUAACUUCACACUUCAGAGGCAGAUUUGUUUUUUUGCAAUUACACACAAAUGAUAAAACACUGAACAAAUAUUAAAAAAGAAUAAUAAGAUAUUGGAGAAGCAGAAAUCGUGGCAACUGUUUACGUAUGGAAAGAAAACUGAAUUGGGAAACAGACUUAACAAGGAAAUUAAUGAUUUUAUUUUUUAAAAUUGAAAUAUUUUAAGAAUGUUCUUGUUGUUUUGGCCACUCCCAAUGUUUUUGCUAUCUCUCUGAUGGGUUUAUUUUGUUUGACACCUCAUUGGACCUCGUGUUGAGUGUUCCUGUGAAGAGCUACCAAAUGCAUGCACUCAGAACCAACUCCAGGCCAGGUGCCACACCUGGUUAUGAAACUGCUUGUCAGUCAUUUGUCCCAUCAUUUAUGAGUGACCAAAAAUGGGGGUGGGUGUAUAAAAAUGGUUGUAAUUGCUAGGUGGUUAAUUAACGCCACACUUUUGUAAAAAUUCUUGAAUUAAAGCUGAAAGUCUUCACUUGA
This is a messenger RNA of Scatophagus argus, 3415 nucleotides long. Its product is annotated as PKc_LIMK_like_unk domain-containing protein. The transcript has 9 exons. NCBI's taxonomy places the organism in Eukaryota, Metazoa, Chordata, Actinopteri, Scatophagidae. Bases 417 to 1367 code for a protein of 316 amino acids. The record is from RefSeq and is a predicted model, not a curated record. Gene Ontology annotation, molecular function: ATP binding; protein serine/threonine kinase activity. Gene Ontology annotation, cellular component: nucleus; cytoplasm. Gene Ontology annotation, biological process: protein phosphorylation; actin cytoskeleton organization.